Molecule: messenger RNA, 1493 nt
Organism: Eruca vesicaria subsp. sativa (arugula)
Lineage: Eukaryota; Viridiplantae; Streptophyta; Magnoliopsida; Brassicales; Brassicaceae
Source: the annotation of a GenBank genome assembly
GAGCUUUCAACGGAUCUCUGGCGUUUAGUUUAGUUUUUAGUACAGAGCCAAAACAAAAAAAAGCUCCCUCUUUUAUCUCCAUCUCUCUGUUUCUGUGUUCGUCAUUGCUGUUUGCUUAACCCCAAUAUGAUCUCCUUGAACCUCUCACCUUCCCUUAACCCGGGUCUAACCCGUCCCCGCCAAAACCCUACCCGUCUCUCCUCUCUCCACUCCGCCGCCGAUAAACCCUUCAACUUCAAAUACCCACUAGGGCUCCCACAGAUCCCCAGUCUCCAGAUUCGCCAAAGUCCCUUCCUUUCAAUCACCAAACGAUCCAGAUCCGUCGCCACCGCCGCCUCCGCCGCGAAUCCAGACUCCGAGGAAGAAGCAGCAGCGGCGGCAGCCACUAAGAAGGCCAAGAAUCUCCAGUUAGCGAUAGUGUUCGGUCUCUGGUACUUCCAGAACAUAGUCUUCAACAUCUUCAACAAGAAGGCUCUCAACGUCUUCCCUUACCCUUGGCUCCUCGCUUCCUUCCAGCUCUUCGCUGGCUCCGUUUGGAUGCUCAUCUUAUGGUCAUUCAAACUCUACCCUUGCCCUAAAAUCUCUAAACCCUUCAUCGUUGCUCUCCUCGGACCUGCAUUGUUCCACACUAUUGGACACAUCUCAGCUUGUGUCUCCUUCUCCAAAGUCGCGGUUUCUUUUACUCACGUGAUUAAAUCAGCUGAGCCUGUGUUCUCUGUGAUUUUCUCGUCUUUCUUGGGAGACACGUAUCCCUUAGCUGUUUGGUUGUCGAUUUUACCUAUUGUUAUGGGUUGUUCUUUAGCUGCGGUUACUGAAGUGUCUUUCAACUUGGGUGGCUUAUCUGGAGCUAUGAUUAGUAACGUUGGGUUUGUUUUGAGGAAUAUUUACUCUAAGAGGAGUUUGCAGAGCUUUAAAGAGAUUGAUGGGUUGAAUCUUUACGGUUGUAUUAGUAUCCUCGCUUUGGUUUAUCUGUUCCCUGUGGCGGUUUUCGUUGAAGGGGGACAAUGGGUUCAGGGUUACCAUAAGGCUAUUGCUUCUGUUGGGAAACCCUCGACGUUUUACAUUUGGGUUUUGCUUUCUGGUGUGUUUUACCAUUUGUAUAACCAGUCUUCUUACCAGGCGCUUGAUGAGAUUAGUCCUUUGACUUUCUCUGUUGGGAAUACUAUGAAGAGAGUGGUGGUGAUUGUCUCCACUGUUUUGGUGUUUAGGAACCCUGUUAGGCCUCUCAAUGCUCUUGGAUCGGCUAUCGCGAUUUUCGGUACUUUCUUGUAUUCUCAGGCCACGGCUAAGAAGAAGAAGAUUGUUGCUGGAGAUGAUGAUGAUAAGAAGAACUAAGGGUUUUGAAGGCAACUUCAAGCGUUUGUUAAAAGGCUUUUGAUUGUUCCUCGGUUUUGUUGUUUUCUUUGUUGUUUGCUUCAUUUCUGUUAAGACUCUUUUAGUUGUUACUAUGAGGUACUUGGCUCUGGUCUGAUUCUAUAAGAAGGGUUUUGAAC